AUGUCUGCUACGAUGGAUGCCGCGCGCCGCUUCUUCCUGUCGCCGCAGUUUGCCGUGGCGGGGGCCAGUAACGAUCGCAGCAAGUUUGGCUACAAGACAGUCUUUGCUUGGUAUCAUCAACACUCUCUGCCCGUUACUCCCCUCAACCCCCGCGCCCCUGAGAUCGAGCUGCCGUCGCAGACUUACAAGACGGUCGCAUCGCCCCGCGCGUUGCCCAACCCCGGCCAGACUUCCCUGUCUAUUGUGACACCUCCCCCAGUGACCCUUGCCCUUCUCAAGGAGGCCCACAGUGUGGGGAUCCCCGCUGUCUGGCUACAGCCAGGCACGUAUGAUAAGAGUGUGUUGGACUAUCUAGAUGGUCAUUUCGAGGCAGCGGUGGUGGGAGACGGUGGUGUGGGCGGCGAGGGUUGGUGUGUGCUGGUGGAUGGAGAAAAUGCGUUGAGGGAGGCCCAUCGCGAGUGGAAGGCCCAGCUGUAG
Molecule: messenger RNA, 477 nt
Organism: Aspergillus niger
Lineage: Eukaryota; Fungi; Ascomycota; Eurotiomycetes; Eurotiales; Aspergillaceae
Exons: 2
Coding region: 1-477 (158 amino acids)
Source: RefSeq, a predicted model, not a curated record